AUGGCUUCAGGCCCACCGGGGGAGCGGCUUCGGGAGGAGGCCAGGUGCCCUGUGUGCCUGGACUUCCUGCAGGACCCGGUCAGCGUCAGCUGUGGCCACAGCUUCUGCUUCAGGUGUAUAUCUGAGUUCUGUGAGAAGUCCGAUAGCGCUCAGGGCGGCGUCUAUGCAUGUCCCCAGUGCCGGGGCCCCUUCAGCCCUGAGAGCUUCCGGCCCAACCGGCAGCUGGCCAGCCUGGUGGAGAGUGUGCGGCAGCUGGGUCUGGGGGCUGCACCUACGGGCACGCACCUCUGUCUGCGCCAUGGUGAGGAGCUGAGCCGAUUCUGCGAGGAGGACCAGGUGGCGCUAUGUUGGAUUUGUGACACGACCCCAGAGCACAGGAGCCAUCACACAGUGACCCUGCAGGAGGCUGCCAGGUGUUAUCAGGUAAAGCUCCAAACAGCUCUUGGGCUUGUGAGGAAAGAGAUGGAGGAAGCCUUGACUCAGGAGACCAAUGUGGGGAAGAAGACUGUCAUUUGGAAGGAGAAAGUGGAAAUGCGGAAGCAGAGCUUCAGGUUAGAAUUUGAGAAACAUCGCGGCUUUCUGGCCCAAGAAGAACAACUGCAACUGAGGCGGUUGGAAGAGGAGGAAAGAGCAACUUUACAGAAACUGAAGGAGAGCAAGAACAGGCUGGCCCAGCAAAGCAAGGCCCUCAAAGAGUUGGCCAAAGAGCUGGAGGAGAGAUGUCAGCGUCCGGCCUUGGGUCUGCUGGAGGGUGUGAGAGGAAUCUUGAGCAGAAGUAAAGCUGUCACACGACUGGAACCAGAGACCAUCCCCAUGGAGCUGAGGACAAUGUGUCACAUCCCUGGGAUGAGGGAAAUGCUAAGAAAAUUUCAAGUUGAUGUAAAAUUGGAUCCUGCCACAGCUCAUCCUAGUCUACUCUUGACUGCUGACCUGCGCAGUGUGCAAGAUGGAGAACUGUGGAGGGAUGUCCCUAACAACCCUGAGCGCUUUGACACAUGGCCCUGUAUCCUGGGUUUGCAGAAUUUUUCAUCAGGGAGGCAUUACUGGGAGGUUGUGGUAGGAGAAAGAGCAGAGUGGGGGUUAGGUGUCUGUCAAGACACAGCAUCAAGAAAGGGUGAAACCUCACCAUCGCCCGAGAAUGGAGUCUGGGCCAUGUGGCUGCUAAAAGGGAAUGAAUACAUGGUCCUUGCCUCCCCAUCCGUUCCUGUCCUCCAACUGGAACGGCCUCGCUGCAUCGGGAUUUUCUUGGACUAUGAAGCCGGUGAAAUCUCCUUUUACAAUGUCACAAAUGGGUCUUAUAUUUACACAUUCAACCAACUGUUCUCUGGUGUUCUACGACCUUAUUUUUUCAUCUGUGAUAUGAAUCCUCUGAUUUUGCCACCUAUCACAGAAGCAGAAUCAGAGAAUUGGACAUCCAGGAGUCAUCUUGACUCUGCUUCUAAUUUUAGAGAUGGUCAUUCCUAA
Orycteropus afer afer is the source of this 1464-nucleotide messenger RNA. NCBI's taxonomy places the organism in Eukaryota, Metazoa, Chordata, Mammalia, Tubulidentata, Orycteropodidae. The record is from RefSeq and is a predicted model, not a curated record.